GCGUUGACGCGCUUCACCAGGCCAGCCCACUCGCUCCGUGCGCGCGCUCCCGCGACAGCCUGGUGAGCAAAAAAAAGAAGCUCCAGCCGCUGUUGAGAGGAUCAGUGUGCUUAAGAAGAAAAAAAAAAAAAAUCUCAGGCGCUGCCAGGAGUUGGACUGAACGCACUCUGAUUUUUGGGUCUUCUUGUCGAAUACGGCGGUAUGGGAAGCAGGAUUACGGCUGCCGGUGGAGCUGGCGGUACCGACGGGGAGACAGUCGGCGUCUGAAAGUACGAUUGGCUGUUCCUGAAGGACCUCUAAUACUGAACUCAACACAGAGGGAUACAUUUUUGGAGUUGCUGCAGUCCUCAACACUGCUUCCUGAGAUAUCCGGAACCUUUGCAGGAUCCUCAAGUUGCUGGACAUCAUAGCUGGACAUCACACAGGUCCAGGAUCUUUCAUAUCUGAAUCUUGAAUUGUGACCGUCAUUGCUGAAGCACAGGUAUUUCCUGUAACUUCAUGGAGGGUUUUCCUGUCCACUGAACCAGCAGGCUGGGUCAGUGGACCAGCAGACAUGUCCGCCUGCAGCACUUUCACCGAGCAUGUGUGGAAACCAGGCGAGUGUAAGAACUGCUUCAAGCCCAAGAGCAUGCAUUGUCUAGCCCAGACUGGUGGAGGUAAGUCUCUGUCUGAGCAGAGGCCUCCACCACCUCAACAGCACAAUCCACUUCAUCUUGGGGCCACGGCCAGUGUUGGCCUGACCAACAACUCACAGAAGGCUGGCACUGUGUCUGGCCGCUCUGGACAUUUCCGUCCACCAGUGGCCAAGAAGCCAACAAUUGCUGUCAAGCCAACUAUGAUGUUGCCCUGCUCCUCAACACUAUUGGAUACAGAUGCCAACCUACAGCGGCCACCAAAUGGGCUUGAACAAGGUAAAAUAUCAGCAUUCACAGUCUGGAAUCGCAAUGGAGUACACCACAAAAGGACUGGAGGGCCCACUAAUAAUAAUGAAGAAGAAGGGAGUGAAGACAUUGAACGUUAUGGACAAUUUAGCCCACGAAGUCGUGGAAAUAAUAACACCAGUGGACUCACAGAUGUUCUAAAGGAGAUAGCUGGGUUGGGUCCUGAUCCUAGCCCUGCAUCCCUUUCUGACUCCAAGGAUUUGUUUUGGGGGCGAAUUAGUAAUUCAUACCGACGGUCUUUGGAAAGAGGCCUGCCGGCUUCAAGUUGUUUAGCCAUAGGAAGUAGCAGUGGUGGUGGUGGUAGUGGUAGUGGUGGUGGUGGUGGUGGAGGCACUUUCCAGAAACGGGUGUCCCUCAGUGACAGCACUGCCAUCAUCAGUACAGAGGGUGGGCGGUUUUGCUACCCAGAAUUUUCCAGUGAAGAAGAUGAUGAGGAUGAGGAGGAGCCAGAGAGUGAAAGGGAUGAUGACGAUGAACAUGAGAGCUGGGAUGAAAGUGAUGAAGAGCUAUUGGCCAUGGAAAUUCGUAUGCGAGGCCAGCCACGAUUUGCAAAUUUCCGUGCUGCCACAUUGUCUCCUGUGUUGUUUGCUGCAGGUAAAAAGUGGAAUACUGUGCCGCUUCGCAACCGCUCACUGCAGCGAAUAUGUGCUGUGGACUAUGAUGAUAGCUAUGAUGAGAUCUUGAAUGGUUACCCCUCUAUGAAUUCCAGUGGAGCUCUUCUUCCAUAUGGAGCUCAAGAUAUUCAAGGCAGUGGUUUUUUCACAAACACAGAGUCUACCACUUCUCCAGAAUCAUCAUCAUUACUCCAAGAGGACUCCCAUACAACCAUAAGUAGUGGGAGCAGUGCCCCCUUUUCUCUCCCAAAUAACUUGAAUUCUCCUAUAGCUUCCAAGGCAACACCACCCUGCAUUUCUCCAAAGAAGGAGCCUGUUCACAGAGCACUGUGCUCACCCAAGGUACCUGAAACACAGAAGGCUGUACUGGCCAUCAGAUUGGAAGAUCAAGAUGUUAGAGAUGGUAUGCCAAUGCCCCACGCUCUGCCAGGUCAACCAGUCACUAUCAGUUUUAGUCCCACAGAAGAGCAAGCUAAACCUUAUCGAGUGGUAAAUCUGGAGAAAUCACUGAUAUGUAAGCCUUACACUGUAGUGGAUGUAUCAGCAUCCAUGGCCAACAAAGCUGAACAGUUUUCUGACUCCACACCAAAAUCCAAAAAUUCAUUUAUACCUUGCAGCCCCACAUCAAUUUCUACCACUCCUUCAUGCCAACCCCUUUCUCCAGCUUCCCCUGCUUCUCCAUCUUCUUCUUUAAUGCCAACAUCACCCACAUCUAUUGCACUGCCAGGUUCCUCGAGGAAGAAACUAGGAAGCAUACGCUACCAAGAAGUGUGGACAUCAAGCACAAGCCCUCGGCAAAAGAUACCUAAAGUUGAGCUGGGACUGGGAAAUAAUGCUGGACCUGGUAUCCCACCUCAGCACUGUACUUACAAGUCAGCUCCUACUUCUCCCAUUGCUGGCAUCCCUUCCUCCCAGACCGUACCUGUGAAAUUGCCAAACUUAUCAGAAAUCAAGUUUAACAGCUUCAAUAAUGCAGGCAUGCCUCCUUUUCCAAUUAUAAUUCGAGAUGAGCCCGCGUAUGCCCGCAGCUCUAAGAAUGCUGUCAAGGUACCUAUUGUUAUUAAUCCAAGUGCUUAUGACAACCUAGCCGUGUACAAGAGCUUCUUGGGACUCAAUGGGGAGCUUCCACAGCCAAAAGGGGUAGGAGGUAGGGUGACAAGCCAUACUUAUGAGGAGAUUGGAUCCUCUGAGAGUGUUCAGUCUUCCUCAACAGAGAAAACCAUUUCUGGUAAAGGCACACUGGAGGGGGCCUCUUUUGAAGAGACAAACUCUCCACUUGAAGCAGCCUCACAAGCAUCAAGUUCACAAUCUAAAGCCACUACAGAGUGUAACACUGUGACAAGCCCUAUGAUGACAACCAUAUCUAAUACUGUCUCUCCCACAACAUCAACUACCGCUCCCUUAAUUGUUACAAUCACUACAAACCUUCCUAAAAGCAGCCCCAUGACCAAGACAAGUACAGACAUUACUUGCGGUAAAAAUGAUGAUACACAGUUUAUAACAUCAGUGAGCCAUCGAGAGGAGGCCAGUACUGUGCUUUCACAGAUCGUGGCCUCUAUCCAUCCACCCCAGUCUCCUCCAGAAUCACCUUCAGCACAGGGAAACGCAUUCAGUUCUGAGGAACUGUAUGCCCUCCCACCUGAUGCCACAAAGGAGACCCUGAACAGACCAAAGUCUCUUUUCUCUACGACUGAUGGUUGUCUUUCUAAACCCAAGAAAGAAACUGUAUCAAAAUUGUUGCCUAAAUCUCAGAGUGUCUCUGCUGCUGUCCCUCUGGCCAGCCCCAGGUCAGAGAACAGUGCCCCCUCCCCCCCACCCAGAUCAACUUCUUCCCCUUACCAUGCAACUAACAUCCUACAAAGACAUUUUGGGAACUGGACCAGGACCUCUGCUUGCAGUUCUCCUAUACGACCCAGUGACACUGAAACAAGUCCAAAUGGAGGAGAAAGUAGACGCAUUUCAACAGAGACUUCUAAGCCCAAACGUUGGAUCUCUUUCAAGAGCUUCUUUCGCCGGCGGAAAGAUGAAGAUGAGCAGCGAGAGAAGACUGAGAAAGAGAAAGACAAGGGCAAGCUGGUUGGGAUUGAUGGAACAGUCAUCCACAUACUUCCACCACCCCCAAUCCAACAACAACAUUGGUUCACUGAAGCCAAAACUGAGGAUCCCAACCGGAAAGCAACUAUCAUCUUCACCUACAAACCAGACAGUGGCAACAAUCCUGGUGAUGGAGAUGGUGAACCAAGAGUAGAGGAGUGCAGAGAAAAAGAACUGGUAACGAAACAGGAAUCCAAUGAACUCAAACCACCGAGCCCAGGACAAACAUCAUCCUCACAUACCACUGGAGACCAUCUCAACAUCAUGGACAUCAGCCAGGUACCAGUGAGUGCCAGCGAUGCCAGGGAGCAGGAGUCUGGUCCCACGUCCCUGCUGGCCAGAGGGAAUCUAGGGCUCAAGCCUGGGCAGAGACUGGAUGGAAUCAUCAGUCCAGCCUCAGCCAGCGAGGGCAGUGCCAGCCUCGGAGAGCCAGAGGAGGAUGGAAAUCACUCACAUUGCUCCCAUUCUCCAGCCUCCAGCUCAUGUGGUGCUACCUACACCAACCUAGGUCAAUCCAGAGCAAACAUGAUCCCACUUAAACAGCCACGAAACCUCAAAGCAUCAAAUGACACUCUGGCCUCAAUUGACCUGGAUGGCCUUGCUGACCAACCUGCCCUAAAAGCCACACCACCUCCACUACCAAAGAAGGCUGUGGCUCGUUCCAGUACAGAACCCAGCCUGGGGGACAAAGAGCCCACCCAGGGUGCCCUGAGACCUCGAGCUAAAGCCAAACCCGGGGGCACCAACCUGAGUGUGGCCAAUCCUCUGUAUGACCUAGACUCUACCUGGGAGACAGCUAGUCAAAGCUCCUCUGUCAGCUCUGAGCCACAUCGAUUCCAGGAGCAGGAGAGUGGUGACUCCCUGGAAAAGCCAUCAGCCACAGGCACCAAGAGCCGUCCAGUUAAUAGCAUGUCCUGCUUGGCAUCCCAACCUGUUGCUGCACACAGUGCCACCUCUGGCAGGGAGAGGAGGGCCCACCUGAGUACAGAGUCUCUGUCAGGAAGGGCUCAGACCACAAAUAGAGGAGCUUCGGCUGGAGGAGGAGGCUCCAAGCAACACAGGCCUGCUGCUCUUUAUAGGGGUAUAGACAGUUGGGAUGAGGUGGUCGGGAGGAUCCGGGGCCUUCACACAGACACACUGCGUAAAUUAGCCACAAAGUGUGAGGAUCGGUUCAUGGCUGGUCAGAAGGAUCACUUGAGGUUUGGCACUGACAGCUGGUCUCACUUUCGCCUGACCACUGGAAAACCAUGCUGCGAAGCAGGCGACGCUGUGUACUACACCGCUUCCUACGCCAAGGAUCCACUGGUCAACUAUGCCAUUAAGAUCUGUCGCAGCAAAGUGAAGGAGACUCAGCAGCAGUUUUUCCACAGUCUGGCAGUGAGACAGAGCCUGGCUGUGCACUUCAACAUCCAGCAGGACUGUGGACACUUCCUCGCUGAUGUUCCUGCACGACUCUUGCCCUGGGAAGAGGACGAAGAGGAAGGGGAUGAGCAGGAAAAUGUAAACCGUCAGAAGGAGCAAAACAAAGAAACUGAAACCAAGUCAACAGAUUCCAAAGCUUUGGCUGCAAAUAGUAAACAAGAUGAAGCUUCUGCAACAGGUCACAUGGCCACUGCGGGUCACCUGAGCAGCCGAGUGGUGGUCAUUACGCGUGAGGUUCCCUUCCAGACAGUGGCUGACUUUGUACAAGAAGGCGUUGCCCGACAUACCCAACAGCCGGAGCUGUAUGAGCGGCAGGUGUGUCUUCUGCUGCUCCAGCUGUGCUCUGGUUUGGAACACAUGAAACCCUACCACGUGACCCACUGUGACCUGCGACUGGAAAACCUCCUACUGGUCCACUGCCAACCGGGCAUCCCCUGGAAUGUAGACUUGCUUGAGCGCAACAACAAUGGCAACAGCAACAAUACUUCAGUACCUAGUUCCAGUAGCGCCACUGCUGCAAAUGCCACGUGUCCUGCGCGGCUCAUCAUCAGUAACUUUUCUCAAGCUAAACAGAAGAGCACACUUAUGGCCACCAACCCAGGAACGCUCCGUGACCAGUCACGCCUGGCACCUGAAAUCAUCACAGCUACUCAGUACCGCAAGUGCGACGAGUUCCAGACUGGGAUUCUCAUCUAUGAGAUGCUUCACCGUCCCAAUCCAUUUGAGGAGACACCGGAGCUGAAGGAGAGGGAGUACACCUGGGCCGACCUUCCAUCGCUGCCUGUCAGAUCACUCUACUCACAAGGUCUGCAGCAGUUAGCCAGGCUGCUGCUCACCGUCAACCCUUCGGAAAGGAUCCGCAUGUCUGAGGCACGGGCCUGCCUUCAGUGCCUGCUUUGGGGUCCCCGGGAGGACUUGUUCCAGGCACUUGGAUGCAGCACGACAGGCCCUAUGUCAGGAGCUGCUUCCAGAGAGCGUGAGGCCACCCUCCAGAACUGGCUGGACCUGAAGCGAACCCUGAUGAUGAUCAAGUUUGCAGAGCGCUCGCUCGAUGCUGCUUGCGGCGUGAGCCUGGAAGACUGGCUGUGCUGCCAGUAUCUGGCAUUUGCCACCACGGACAGCCUCAGCCGGGUGGUGCAGAUCCUGCAGCAACCCCAGCCCCACCCUCAGUCCCAGAACCAGUCCCAGUCUGUGCACGUGCCACAGAACCAAACACAUCUAACCCACACUUUCCACCUGACUCACUCCCAGCCACUUUAA
Molecule: messenger RNA, 6331 nt
Organism: Thalassophryne amazonica
Lineage: Eukaryota; Metazoa; Chordata; Actinopteri; Batrachoidiformes; Batrachoididae
Gene: peak1
Product: pseudopodium-enriched atypical kinase 1
Biological process (GO): protein phosphorylation
Molecular function (GO): protein kinase activity; ATP binding
Source: RefSeq, a predicted model, not a curated record